Molecule: messenger RNA, 1751 nt
Organism: Pistacia vera
Lineage: Eukaryota; Viridiplantae; Streptophyta; Magnoliopsida; Sapindales; Anacardiaceae
Product: ACT domain-containing protein ACR4-like
Exons: 8
Coding region: 94-1437 (447 amino acids)
Source: RefSeq, a predicted model, not a curated record
UGAGUUGAAGAGCAAAAAACAAAGGCUUUGAGUCUGGGGGGGUGGUGGUGGUUUUGUUGUUGAGAGAACCGAGAUAUAGUGUCAAGAAUUGUAAUGGAGGUCAGCAUGAGCUUUUCACAGGACAGUGAUGAUGAAUAUGAGAAAUUCAUCAAAAGAAUGAACCCACCCAGGGUUGUGAUUGAUAAUGAAACCUGCAAGAAUGCAACUGUAAUACAGGUUGAUAGUCAAAACAAACAUGGAAUACUUCUCGAUGUUGUACAAGUCCUUACUGAUCUUAACCUAAUCAUUACUAAAGCAUAUAUAUCUUCUGAUGGAGGCUGGUUUAUGGAUGUUUUUAAUGUUACUGAUCAAAAUGGAAACAAGGUUAAGGAUGAAGUGAUGCUAGAUUAUAUUAAAAAGUGUCUUGGGCCAGAAGGUUGUUAUUCAUCUUCAAUGAGGUCUGUUGGGGUUAAACCAUCGAUGGACCAUACUGCAAUUGAAUUAACAGGAAGUGACAGACCAGGGCUACUUUCAGAAGUGAGUGCCGUUCUCACUCACCUUAAAUGCAAUGUAGUGAAUGCAGAGGUGUGGACACACAACACACGGGCUGCAGCCGUGAUGCAUGUGACAGAUGAGGAAACUGGGGGUCCAAUUACUGACCCAGAUAGACUCUCUGGGAUUAAAGAACUUCUGUGCAAUGUACUUAAAGGUAGCAACAAAUCUGGGGGGGCUAAGACUGCUGUUUCUUAUGAGGUCACCCACACUGAUAGGAGGCUUCACCAGAUGAUGUUUGCUGAUCGGGAUUAUGAACGUACUGAUGACGAUACCUUGGAUGAAAGGUUAAGGCCUAAUGUGAAUGUUGUUAAUUGGUAUGAUAAAGACUACUCAGUGGUUACAAUUAAAAGUAAAGAUAGGCCAAAGCUUCUCUUCGAUACAGUUUGCACUUUGACAGAUAUGCAGUAUGUGGUAUUUCAUGCCAAUAUUGCUGGUGAGGGGCCAGAAGCUUAUCAGGAAUACUACAUCAGGCAUGUGGAUGGAUCACCUGUAAAGUCAGAUGCAGAGAGAGAAAGAGUGAUACAGUGUCUCGAAGCAGCUAUUGAGAGAAGAGUAUCUGAGGGUUUGAAGCUAGAAUUGUGCACUACCGACAGAGUUGGGUUGCUAUCUGCUGUCACUCGCAUCUUCCGGGAGAACAGCCUCUCUGUAACUAGAGCAGAAGUUGCAACUAAAGCUGGCAAAGCUCUCAAUACGUUCUAUGUUCGUGAUGCGUCAGGUUGUCCAGUGGAUGCUAAAGUCAUUGAUUCCAUCCGGCAAUCAAUAGGCCAGACUAUACUUAAAGUGAAAGGCAACACUGAAGACUUAAAACAAACAUCUCAGGAAUCUCCAACUAGAUUCCUCUUUGGUGGCCUCUUCAAGUCUCGAUCUUUUGUUAAUUUUGGCUUGGUUAGAUCCUAUUCUUGAAGGAUGGAAUUUAGCUUGCCUCAUGUACAUUUAAAACCAACCUAGAAUUCUACCAAUAGUCGCUAGUUAUUCAUCUUAAUUAGAAUGGUAACUUAGAUUUAGGAAAAAUAGUCCUUUCUCAAAGAGGUGGUAUAGUAAUAGGGAAGUCGUAGAGAUAUCUUAAGCCUGUAAAUUCCCCUAAUAUACCUCCUUUUAACAUUAUUUCUUUACCAGUGUGGAUCCAAUCUGAUGUUGGAGACACAAAAGCAGUCAGUGUCAUCUUUUGUACAUAAUUUUACUCUUUGCCUUCAAAUUAAAAUCUUGUGCUUGAGUUA